GGGCCAAAAUCAUUUUUAACAUUUGAAGAGAGAGAGAGAGAGAGAUCAUUUCCACCUUCUUCGCCCGUUUUCUGAAACUCGUCGACGGAGAAGAGGAGAUAGUUUGUUCGGAGAAUUCUCAGAUCUCAGAGCAAAGAAGUGGCUACAACAAUUCAACUGUCGCCGGAGAAAGGAGGUCGCGCAAUUUGAAGCAAGCGGAGAUGUUGCCCACAGCUUCCAGAGGACGCUCCUCGUCCUCUACAUCUCGAGCUAAUCCCAUGUAUCUGCAGUACCUUCGUCGAAUCGUCAAGUGGCAACAAAUGGACAUCGAAUAUACAUUCUGGCAAAUGCUUCAUCUAUGCACUUCACCAAAAGUUGUCUAUCAGCAUACCAAGUAUCACAAACAAACUAAGAAUCAGUGGGCACGUGACGAUCCUGCUUUUGUUGUGAUCUGCAGUCUUCUUUUGGCAGUUGCGACUCUGGCUUACUGUGCUGCAUAUGAUCAUAGUGCUGCACAUGCCUCUUUUGUAGUUAUUUCUGUACUGCUCUUCCAUUUGCUAAUAACUGGGGCGAUUUUGGCAACUUGUUGUUGGUUGCUAACAAAUGCUUACCUUCGGGAAGAGACACCAGGCAGUCAUGUAGUUGAGCAACGGGUUGAAUGGCUCUAUGCAUUUGAUGUGCACUGCAAUUCUUUCUUCCCGAUGUUUGUUUUGCUUUAUGUUAUCCAUUACUUUAUGUCACCGCUUCUGGUGGCCCAUGGCUUCAUUCCAUUAUUGCUGUCAAAUUUGCUUUUCAUGAUUGGGACUUCGUAUUACCAUUAUGUCAACUUUUUAGGCUAUGACGUAUUGCCAUUUUUGGAGAAAACUACAUUCUUCCUCUAUCCAAUUGGUGUGGUCUUUGUCCUUACUCCAAUCUUUAUCUUGAUAGGCUUCAACCCUUCAAGAUAUUUCAUGAAUAUCUACUUUAGUCAGAACUUAUAAUCUCAACUUACGGAUUCGGCUACAGCUUGCUUAUCUCGAGGCAGGACGAUUGAUAAAUCAAAUGAUUUCAUUGACACAAGUCACUGCAUCUUGAAAGAAAUGAGGAAGUCCACGUCGUUAGAGCCUCAGCUGCUAAUUUUUCAGGCUUUUCACGAGCAAUAUCAAGAAUUGUAGGGGGUAGGAUCUUGGUAUCUUGUGCAUCACGGCUACAAAUGAGGUGAUGCGGCUAAAUUUUUGAUGAAAUAGAUGUGUUGAAUGUAAUGAUUUUUACCUUAUACGUUUUAUUUUUGCAGUUUACACAUACACUUGAAAAGAAAUUUAAUUCCAUUAGGCUUUCUGAAUAUGUUGUAUCUGCAGAUUUGUUUGUUUGAUGUGCAGAGACCAUUUCAUUGUUGCUUAACAUUGCUUUCCAGUUGACAAGAAACAGGUGUAUUCCCUUUCCCAUUUUGUUCAACGUAGGAAAAAUGUAUGUCUUAUGAAAUGCAAAUGACAAACAGGUCAACGAUGAGAUAAUGGUACAGUCGACCUAAA
This is a messenger RNA of Benincasa hispida (wax gourd), 1490 nucleotides long. RefSeq names its product UNC-50 family protein. Lineage: Eukaryota; Viridiplantae; Streptophyta; Magnoliopsida; Cucurbitales; Cucurbitaceae. Gene Ontology annotation, cellular component: Golgi membrane. The record is from RefSeq and is a predicted model, not a curated record.